AUGCUAUCGGACGAGGCAAUCAUCUUCCACUGUGUUUCCCUUCAUUCGAAUGUAGAUGAUAAUGCAGGAGAAGCUGAGCGGGCUGUCGGUCUCACCGGUUGUCUUGGUAAUGACGGAGAUAGCGAAGAUUACAAGAAUGAGGAUAAGGAUGAGGAUGAGGACGAGGAUAAGAAUGAGGAUGAGGAUGAGGACGAGAAUGAAGAUGAUGACGAUGGUGAUGAUGGAGACGGAGGUGGUGGUGAUGGUGGCUUGAGUUCGGAAACGCGCCCAAGGCCUAUAAACGUUUUUGUCAGAAAAACUGGUUCAGUUCGCCUUCAAAUGUUGUAA
This is a messenger RNA of Angiostrongylus costaricensis, 327 nucleotides long. Lineage: Eukaryota; Metazoa; Nematoda; Chromadorea; Rhabditida; Metastrongylidae. The record is from the annotation of a GenBank genome assembly.